Rotaria sordida is the source of this 636-nucleotide messenger RNA. The record is from the annotation of a GenBank genome assembly. Lineage: Eukaryota; Metazoa; Rotifera; Eurotatoria; Philodinida; Philodinidae.
AUGUCUGAACAAUUUCUGGUGGUGUUGUACAAUUAUACUUCAUGGCAAAGACUUUAUCGCAUUCAACGAUAUGCAGAUGCUGAUGGUAUUACAGGUGUUACUCUGUUUGACGAAACAAGUUGUGGAACAGCACCAAAUCAAAUUUGCGGUUGUAACAAUCUCUUCGUCGAUAGUCAAGGUGGAAUCUAUUGCAGUGAUAGUCAAAAUCAUCGUGUCGUCAAAAUUAUUCCAUACACAUCGACACUGAUUGUCAUAGCAGGUACAACAAAUGGUACAUCAGGAUAUCAAUUAAACGAACUCUCCUAUCCGUCAUCAAUAUUCGUUGAUAAAGUGGGAAAUUUAUUUGUUCUUGACUCUGGAAAUUAUCGAAUACUCAAAUUUGCACCCGGAAGUCGAAAUGGGACAAGCCUAUUUUCCACAUCUUGGUAUUCAUGGGGAUCGUACAUGCUUGUUGAUGAUUUCGGCAUCAUCUAUUAUACAACGUACAAUGCUGUAUACAGAUGGGUACCAGGUACAACAUAUCCAACUAUGAUUAUUUCUGGAGUAUCCUUUUCAAGACUUCGUUUUGAUACAUAUGGAAAUUUGUAUACAAUUGAUUGCUCAAAAGAAAUUCAUUUAUUAAUUCAAUGUGAUUAA